Molecule: messenger RNA, 903 nt
Organism: Saprolegnia diclina VS20
Lineage: Eukaryota; Oomycota; Saprolegniomycetes; Saprolegniales; Saprolegniaceae
Exons: 1
Coding region: 9-839 (276 amino acids)
Source: RefSeq, a predicted model, not a curated record
UGUCCAUCAUGGAGCCAACGCACGAAACGUGGACGCUGCCCGAAAACCUGCACCCGCUGCACUACUCUCGCUGGGGCCCGCCCACGGCCGCGACCACCUACGUUCUCUUACACGGCGCACCCGGGACAUACCAGGACUUCAGCUACCUGGCGCCGCUACUCGUCUCGGGCCACGAUGUCAAUGCGAUCGCGUUCGAUCUCCCGGGCAACGGCCGCACGAGCGUCGAGAUUGUCGGCGGCAUGUACUACGUCGACGCCGCCUCGAUUGCCAGCACCAUCGUCGCCGCGCUCUCAUCGCUCCCGCUCUCGCGCAUGAUCCUCGUGGGGCAUUCGAUGGGCGGCCACGCGACGCUGCAAGUGGCGUCGGCGCCGGCGCUCGCGUCGCGGCUUGCGGGCAUUGCGCUUCUCAACCCGACAGGGCUCCGCGCACCGCGCCGCGCCCGGCCCCGCAUCGAGUAUUACUUUAGCCUCGUCAUGCGACUCGCGGGCGACGCGACCGAUUACUUCACCAACUGGAACCGAUCGAUUUACGUCGACAAGUUCAAGUUCUCGAACGAUAUUCCGACCGACGACUUUUCCGUCGCGUUCUACCGCAUGGUGACGGCCGACUAUGCGCAGCUGCGCGUCCAGGCCGAGGACAUCGCCCGGCGCAAGGUCCCGGCGUUCGUGGCUUUUGCAAAGGACGACCGCGUGAUCGAGUGCGAUAUUGGCGCCGACCUCGCGGCCGUGCUCGCGGCGAGAACCGUCAAGACGUACGAAAAGGGCGGGCACAACAUCCCCAAGACACAAGCCACGGAUCUUGGCGCGGAAAUCAACGCGUGGGCCAAGUCGCUUCUGUAGGUACAGGUAGCGUUAGAUAGAAGACAUAUAUUGUGCAAUAAAACCUGUUGCAUUCAAAUGACAA